CGACAACUGGCUCAUUAGUGCACUGUGCGAUAGCCGAGACAGGUCACACAACAUCGCUACGUCAGUCUCCUAUCACCACUUGUACUUACUCUAUCAACGUCCUCGAAUACCAUAAAGACCAGAUCUUCUCGGCAGUACCGUCGCCCGCAGCCUUGUCACGGCGGUCGUAGAGAGAGAGAGAAAGAGAGAGAGAGAUACUGUUUUUUUUAUCGGAUUGGCCGACGCCUAAUGCGGAGUAAAGUCUGAUGCAAAAUCUUCGUACAUCUGUCGCUCCGUAGCCUUUUACCAACAAUAGGGUGAACCUUCGUGCAUGUCUACUAUUGUCUUUUUUUUUGUUUUCAUUCGCUGCACACGAACCGACUUUCACUACUUUCACCGGGUUCAAAUGUAUACUUAUAUAUUGCAUAGUGGUGGACGGACGGUCACCUCGGAUUUUGAAAGAUAUUCAAAAUGAUGCAGAAACCAAAGGUUUACGUUGUGGGAGUGGGCAUGACCAAGUUUGAGAAGCCGGGCAGGCGGGAUGACUUUGACUAUCCGCAGAUGGCCAAAGAAGCUGUUACCAAGGCUCUAGCCGAUGCUAGGAUUUCGUAUGCAGAUGUCAAAGCUGCCACAGUUGGAUGGGUUUACGGAGACUCUACUUCUGGACAGAGAGCACUCUACGAGGUUGGACUGAGCGGAUGUCCCAUCAUCAAUGUGAACAACAACUGCUCCACUGGUUCCACUGCACUGAUGGUGGCUAAGCAAAUUGUUGAAUCUGGUAAUGGUGACUGUGUUUUGGCUCUUGGAUUCGAGAAGAUGGAAAGAGGAUCUCUGACAAGUAAAUUUAUGGACAGAACAAAUCCCAUGGACAAACACGUUGAACUCAUGGCUGAUGUUGCUGGAAUGAAUGAAAGCCCAAUAACAGCUCAGUUAUUUGGAAAUGCUGGAAUCGAACACAUGAAGAAAUAUGGUACAAAACCAGAACACUUUGCCAAAAUUGCGUACAAAAAUCACAUGCACUCUGUGAACAAUCCCUACUCGCAAUUCCAAGACAAAUACACUUUGGAGCAAAUUAUGAAUUCGCCAAAGGUCUUUGGACCACUGACAAAAUUGCAAUGCUGCCCCACAUCCGAUGGUUCAGCUGCUGUUAUUCUGGCUAAUGAAGACUUUGUGAGGAGACAUAGGCUAGAAAACCAGGCUGUGGAAAUUGUAGGAAUGGAAAUGUCUACAGACUUGCCAUCUACUUUCUCUGAAAGGAGUUGUAUCAAACUCAUUGGCUAUGAUAUGACGAAAGACGCAACCGAGAAGCUAUUCACAAAAACGGCUUAUAAGCCAAGUGAUGUCGACGUCGUCGAGCUGCACGACUGCUUCUCCGCUAAUGAACUCGUAACCUACGAGGCUUUGGGGCUUUGUCCACCGGGUAAAGCCGGCGAGCUGAUCGAUUCUGGCAACAACACCUACGGCGGGAAAUAUGUUAUUAACCCGAGUGGAGGACUCAUUUCCAAAGGUCAUCCUCUCGGUGCAACUGGUCUGGCCCAAUGCUCCGAAUUGUGCUGGCAGCUCAGAGGCGAGGCUGGCAAGCGUCAAGUGCCCGGCGCUAAACUGGCUCUUCAGCAUAACAUCGGCCUAGGUGGAGCAGUAGUGGUAGCUCUCUACCGCCUAGGUUUCUCAAAAACUGGCGCAGUGCACCGUAACAACGUAGCUGCGAAAAAGCCGCAGAAGGAGUACGCUGCAAACCCUGAUGGCUUUAAGGCCAACGUUCUGUUCAAAGCCCUGGCUAUAGCAAUGGAGGAAGACGAAGACGGCCUGAUCGACCGUGUUCGUGGCAUCUACGGAUUCAGGGUAGUAAACGGACCGAACGGUGCUGUCGGCUACUGGGUUGUCAACGCCAAGACCGGCAAAGGCAGCGUUGAGUACAAUAGCAAGGUCAAGCCAGACGUCAUUUUUACUAUUAGUGAUACCGACGUUGUUGACUUCAUCUCCGGCAAGCUCCAGCCCCAGAAAGCCUUCUUCCAGGGUAAGGUCAAGAUCCAGGGCAACAUGGGUCUCGCUAUGAAGCUUCCUGACCUCCAGAGACGAGCUGCGAAGAAAAUCGAACUCAUUCGCGCAAAGCUGUAAACUUAGGUCUUUACGCUCAGAGGCGUGUUAAACAAAUUCUUUUCUCUCUUCUUUUUUGACUUCGCAAUUUUUUACUGUAUUACUCUAUCUAAGGUUAUCAUAUAGUUUGUGGAUGAGAUGUCUUUAAAUGCAAGGGUAUGGAUAAAUAAUACAUCAAGCGUCGAAAUAAUCUGCAGUUCUACUAUUAUCUGUCAUUGUGAAGUAUUUUUCUUCGACUAAAAGUCAUUAAAAAAGUGAUCAAUUUGGUACAACAGUCUUUAGAGAUAAGAAAGUAGAGAAUGACUGAUAAUCAUGCUGUUAUUGCAAAAUGACAAUUGCAAUUUAGAACUAUUAUGAUAUAUACUUCGGUGUCAGUAAGGUUUCUUGGGAGGGAACAAAUUAUACAUAGAGUUGUAAAUGUAUGUCGAUAGAAUAUAUAGCGAGCGUACUGGGUAUCUCGUGUUUACACAUACGAAAAUCUAUUUUGUAUACUUUUUUCAUACUAUAGACGCAUUGUAAAACAAUGCGCAUUGUUGUGUUUAUUGUAUAUUUGGUAUAGCUGUUGGAGUACUCUAUGUGAACAUGGAUUUUAAUAAAAAAUUGAAUCAAAUACGGA
Nasonia vitripennis (jewel wasp) is the source of this 2692-nucleotide messenger RNA. RefSeq names its product non-specific lipid-transfer protein (gene ScpX). Bases 451 to 2097 code for a protein of 548 amino acids. Gene Ontology annotation, molecular function: acyltransferase activity, transferring groups other than amino-acyl groups. NCBI's taxonomy places the organism in Eukaryota, Metazoa, Arthropoda, Insecta, Hymenoptera, Pteromalidae. The transcript has 6 exons. The record is from RefSeq and is a predicted model, not a curated record.